AUCACUACACAGACACAGCCGGAGAAGGAGCACUGAGAGCAGCAUGGAGGAGAACAAAAAGACCCCUGGAGCUCAGAAGGCGAAAGGAAGAGAGAGAUGUCACAGCUGUCAGCAAUGUGACAAAUCCUUUACAACAUCUGGAGAUUUAAAGCGCCACCUGCGUAUUCACACUGGAGAAAAACCGUACAGUUGUGAACAGUGUGGGAAAACGUUCACUAGCUCAGGUGAUCUCAAAAGACAUCACCGUAUUCACACGGGAGAGAAACCGUACAGCUGUGAAGAGUGUGGGAAAACAUUCACUGGAUCAAAUCAUCUCAAAAGACAUCACCGUAUUCACACUGGAGAAAAACCAUACAGCUGUGAAGAGUGUGGGAAAACUUUCACCACAUCAGGUGAUCUCAAAACACAUCACCGUAUUCACACAGGAGAUAAACCGUACAGCUGUGAAGAGUGUGGGAAAACUUUUGCCAGAUCACAUCAUCUCAAAACACAUCAACGUAUUCACACAGGAGAGGAACCUUACAGCUGUGAAGAGUGUGGGCAAACGUUCACGACAUCAGGUGAUCUCAAAACACAUCACCGUAUUCACACAGGAGAUAAACCGUACAGCUGUGAAGAGUGUGGGAAAACUUUUGCCAGAUCACAUCAUCUCAAAACACAUCAACGUAUUCACACAGGAGAGGAACCUUACAGCUGUGAAGAGUGUGGGCAAACGUUCACGACAUCAGGUGCUCUCAAAACACAUCAACUUGUUCACACUGGAGAGAAACCUUACUGGUGUGAGGAGAUGCUCUUUUCUCCCUAACCCAUCAUGUAUUUUCCUAAAUCUUUUUAUGUUCUAACCAGCGUUCACACUAUGCCAAAACAAGGCCUCAGAGAUGCUGUUUCUCCCGAUGUCCUUCAAAUCAUUGUUCUACUAUGCUAUGUUUCAACCAUGGUUUUCUAAUAGUCUUGUUAUUCCUUUUAUAAAAUAAUAUAUGUCCAGGAUUAAACUGCUAGCCUCGUUUAGCUGCAUUGAAGGCAUUUAGUUUCAUUGUUCAUUAAUAUGCCGAGUAGUUUUGGUUAAUCAAAUGUUGUGACUCUAAACUUUGAUUGGGAUGUUUUGAUAGUUUCUUUUGAGUUAGCAGUCUGUUCUGGUCUAAAAGAACCAAUGAUGAAUGUAUCUAGAAAAUAUUUACAAUCUUUUCAGUUUGAUCCUGUUCUCUUUUAUUUAAAUUAUCAGAAUGUACCAAAAUAAAAAAGGCCUUAGAAACAGA
Messenger RNA from Gymnodraco acuticeps, 1256 nucleotides. Its product is annotated as zinc finger protein 723-like. The transcript is spliced from 3 exons. Bases 44 to 805 code for a protein of 253 amino acids. Gene Ontology annotation, molecular function: DNA-binding transcription factor activity; RNA polymerase II cis-regulatory region sequence-specific DNA binding. Gene Ontology annotation, biological process: regulation of transcription by RNA polymerase II. The record is from RefSeq and is a predicted model, not a curated record. NCBI's taxonomy places the organism in Eukaryota, Metazoa, Chordata, Actinopteri, Perciformes, Bathydraconidae.